AUGGAUAAGAAUACUGGAGAUUUUAUUUUAGUGAUGAGUUACAUGAAAUUUGGAUCAUUGCAUGAAAAUAUGAAAGGAAUAUUUAAGCUGAAGUGGAGUAAUAUUUUAUUAAAAGAACAAUAUAAAGCUUAUAUUACCGAUUUAGGUUUAUCAAUAACAUUUAAUGAAAAACAAGGUCAUAUUUAUAGAGUUUUACCAUAUUUAGCAUCUGAGGUCUUGAAAGGUGAACGAUUCACUCAAGCUGCUGAUAUUUACAGUUUUGGGAUUAUUAUGAUAGAAAUAUCAACUGGUCAAAGGCCUUUCGAUGGUUACAAUUUUGAUGCUGAAUUAGCAAUAAAGAUUUGUAAUAGUUUGUGA
Messenger RNA from Cetraspora pellucida, 357 nucleotides. The record is from the annotation of a GenBank genome assembly. Lineage: Eukaryota; Fungi; Glomeromycota; Glomeromycetes; Diversisporales; Gigasporaceae.